AUGUCUUUGGAAGCUCAAGAUCCCCUCCCCUCUCCCCCAGGAAUGUCUGAAUCCCAGUCUCUUGAAAAGCCUCCUACCCCCAUGCCCCCCCCUCCUGAAAGGACAUAUCAAUCUCAGAAGGCGCUUUAUGAUGAUGCCCAAGCUUGGGCAAAGGCACACGGUUAUGCCAUCAUCUGCGCGCGCUCUAAUGUCAACGAGCAUGAGCAAAGAUAUACCUAUCAAUGCGACAGAUCAGGGAAAAAUGACUACAAGCUCUUUCUCCACAGAGUCAAUUCAGCAUAA
Puccinia triticina is the source of this 282-nucleotide messenger RNA. RefSeq lists its product as uncharacterized. NCBI's taxonomy places the organism in Eukaryota, Fungi, Basidiomycota, Pucciniomycetes, Pucciniales, Pucciniaceae. The transcript is spliced from 2 exons. The record is from RefSeq and is a predicted model, not a curated record. The coding region runs from base 1 to 282 and encodes 93 amino acids.